Dreissena polymorpha is the source of this 1477-nucleotide messenger RNA. Its product is annotated as coadhesin-like. The transcript is spliced from 11 exons. NCBI's taxonomy places the organism in Eukaryota, Metazoa, Mollusca, Bivalvia, Myida, Dreissenidae. Gene Ontology annotation, molecular function: protein binding. Bases 149 to 1477 code for a protein of 442 amino acids. The record is from RefSeq and is a predicted model, not a curated record.
GUUGUGUUUUGUUAAUUUGUCAAAAACACAUUUUUAGCAAUGCAAAUCCUCCACUGUUAACCCUAAUGGAAUCAUCGGUCGCUCCAUUUCAACAAGACAACAGUACAGCUGCCAUGAAUGCUGCAGCACCAACAACUGUAAUGCACACAUGUGUGUCCAUGGGAAACCUUCUGAGUGUAAAGAUGACGAAACAAUCGACUGUGCUCGGUUGAGCUCCAUUUUCAACCUCUGUGACGACGUUCAUCAUGCCAAACUCACAUGUCAAAAAUUCUGUGGGUUGUGUCAGCUCGUUGAUGGUAACUGGGCUGAAUGGAGCUCAUGGUCAACGUGCAGCGUUACGUGCGACAACGGGACCAACACACGAACACGUACCUGCUCAAAUCCGUCACCAAGCAACGGAGGUCUCAACUGUAAUGGAUCAGCUAUUGACUCAAAAGUGUGCACAAUGCAGCUGUGUCCAGUACACGGAAACUGGACGGGCUGGUCUGCCUGGUCUGGUUGCUCAGUUUCCUGUGAUGUGGGGCUAAGGAAGAAAUGGAGAACUUGCACCAAUCCGAAGCCAGACCGUUUGGGGGACUAUUGCGAGGGCGAUUCUAACGAAUAUGCCGUGUGUCUGAAUGACCCAUGUGAUGCCAGAAACGGCGGCUGGUCCAAUUGGAACUCGUGGCAGAGCUGUUCCGUGACGUGUGGAGAGGGUCUUAAGCUCAGGGGCAGAACGUGCACCAACCCGAGUCCGUCCGCCUAUGGCAAGGAUUGUCCGGGAAACUCCGAGUCGUUUGAUGUUUGCGUAAACACACCAUGCACUGUGGUCCUUUUCAACGCUCACGGGCGCAACGUGUUGUCAAAUUCGGUUAAUGCAUUUCCUUCUGUGAUCUCUAACGAAGGAAAUGCGUACAACCCGAGCACUGGGCACUUCACUGCUCCUGUUGACGGCAUUUAUUACUUCACCGCCCAAACAUGCACUACACCCGCCCAUUCGGUGGUUUUCUAUAUUCAGAAAGCUUCUGAGUGUAAAGAUGACGAAACAAUCGACUGUGCUCGGUUAAGCUCCAUUUUCAACCUCUGUGCAGACGUUCAUCAUGCCAAAAUCACGUGUCCAAAGUUCUGUGGGUUAAGUCAGCUCGUUGAUGGUAACUUGGCUGACUGGAGCGUGUGGUCAGCCUGCAGCGUUACAUGCGACAAUGGGACCAACACACGAACACGUACCUACUCAAAUCCGGCACCUAGCAACGGCGGUCUCAACUACAGCGGACCAUCAGUCGGCUGGAAAGCGUGCACAAUGCAGCACUGUCCAGAUGGCGGCUGGUCCAGUUGGGGCUCCUGGCAAAGCUGUUCCGUCACGUGCGGAGUGGGACUUAAGCUCAGGGGCAGAACGUGCACCAACCCGAGUCCGUUCGCAUAUGGCAAGGAUUGUCCCGGUGUCUCCGAGUCUUCUGCUAUGUUAAGUACCGUUGUCCUGUUCAACGCUCACGGUUGA